AUGUCUUCAAGUCCAACACCGGCCCCAGGAUAUGAAUUUGAACUGCGUUCAAGCAGGGAUACUUUUAUGAUUGUGUCAGUUGCUGCUGUUUGUAUCCUCAUCGUCUUGGUCAGUUGCUACAAAUUUCAAAAACGAUUCUUUUGCUGUGCGGUUGGUGGUGCGACUUUCUCUAGAACCCAGGUUCAAAGGUUGCAUCUAAACGAGGUUAUCUCUCAAGAUCCUUCAAUGCAAUUGCAGAGUCAUGGACUAGAAUCCUCCAUUAUACACUCUCUCCCCAUCACUCAGUUCAAGAAGAAGAAUGGAGAAGAAUCAAGACCGAGCAAUAAUGAAUGUGCAGUCUUUAAUCUUAGUCUCUAUCAUGAUCGUCUUGUUUCUAUACACACAUUACCAGAUGCCCCAAGUAGCGAAGACUUUUUCCAAGAAAGAGCAGGGCGAUAUCAAGUCCUACGCCUCGAGAUCCUACAGAAUUUGGUACCCUAG
Dovyalis caffra is the source of this 480-nucleotide messenger RNA. The record is from the annotation of a GenBank genome assembly. NCBI's taxonomy places the organism in Eukaryota, Viridiplantae, Streptophyta, Magnoliopsida, Malpighiales, Salicaceae.